AUAAAACGAGCUGGGACCAUGAAGAGGAGUGACGAGCCGAGGAGCUUCAUCCAUGUGGGGAAAGCUGGGGGGCAAAAAACACACUGAAAAAAAAGUCAGAAGAAGACCUAUGGGACUGGCCAAGCAGGGAGACGACGGUGCAGCAGCAGCGCAGAGCAGACCGGCGCUCGGGAGACCACCGCAACUUCUGUGAGCGCGCGGCAGCGGCGACGAUGAACUCCGACACUCCGUACGACGACACCGCGUCCACCCUGGUGUUAGAAAACAUCAAAAACAAACUCAUCCACGCGUUCAGGGGGUCGGCAGAGCAGGUGUCCACGACGUGCGACAGUGGCCACCCGGCAAGCCUCGUCACCAAGGACCUGCGAGCCAACGAGGAGCUGAGGAGAGCGAAAAUAGACGGGGCGAUAACAUGGCUAAGGAGCGAGCUGCUGGAGAUGCGCUCCCAGGAUCGGCAGCUGGCUAAAACUUUGUUGGACAUCAACACAGAAAUCCAGAGACUAAGAAGAGAAAGCGAAGCAGCAGCACCAGACAGGAAUUUCAAUGGCACACCGGCUCUGCAAAACACAGGCCCUAAAAAGGAAACAUUGUGAGCGUGAAAGACUAGCAGAGAAAAUCCCACUGCUGCCACCACGUCCUCUGCUUCUGAAUG
Messenger RNA from Polypterus senegalus (gray bichir), 652 nucleotides. Its product is annotated as alanine and arginine-rich domain-containing protein. Bases 213 to 593 code for a protein of 126 amino acids. The record is from RefSeq and is a predicted model, not a curated record. The transcript is spliced from 2 exons. Lineage: Eukaryota; Metazoa; Chordata; Cladistia; Polypteriformes; Polypteridae.